AUAUAAAGCUCAUCUCUGAACCAUUGAAAUAAACCAAGAAAAUCCAUGGAGACUCCUUCCCAAGAUAUCAAGAACGAAGGGGAUGAUGCCCAAGAAAAACCAAAGGUGGAAAAUGAGGAGGGAGGAGAUGAAAAAGAGACUCCAUCCGAAGAUAUCAAGAUCAUAGGAGAUGAUGCACAAGAAAAAUCAAAAGUGGAACAUGAGGAGGAAAAACAUGGAAAAGAGAGAACAACUAUAAGGCCACCAGGAACUAUAAAGCCAGCAAGGACAUCAGCACCUCCAAGAAAACGUGAUCCUCCCGGCAAACCUGCUGCUGCUGAACAGCGCCACUGCCACAGUUUCAGCGCCGCUGCUGCUAAACUGUGCUGCUACCACGGUUUCCGCGCUGCUGCUGCUAAACUGCGCCGCUACCACAGUUUCCGCACUGCUGCUGCUGCUGCUGAACAACUGUGCUGCUGCUGCUGCUGCUGCUAAAACUGUGGUGCUGAAAGCCUGAAUUGAAAACACCGAAUUGAAAAAAUUGAAACCGAACCGAAUCAAACUUCAAAAAACCGAAAUCGAAAGAACCGAACCGAACUAGUUUGGUUCGGUGUUCAGUGUCCACUUUCAAAACACCGAAACCGAAAUAGCCGAACCGAAAUAAAGGAAAACCGAACCGAAGAACCGAACGUCCACCCCUAGUGCUUGUACUCCACUUCCUUUCUUUUUGAAUAAUUUUCAACUACUAUUUUAAAAGGGUGGAGUUGUCACCCAAGAAAUCAAUCCGAUUGUGGUAGGUCACUUCAAUUCAAUUAUAUUUCAGACCUUUAUGUAUCGUCUGAUGAUAAUGUAUCAUCGUUUCGUAUUGUAUCGUAUCGUAUCGUAUUGUAUUUUAUUGUAUUGUAUUGUAUUGAUAAAUACAAUAUUUAGAUAAUUAUGUCA
Lycium barbarum (goji berry) is the source of this 921-nucleotide messenger RNA. RefSeq names its product systemin-like. The coding region runs from base 46 to 474 and encodes 142 amino acids. The transcript is spliced from 6 exons. The record is from RefSeq and is a predicted model, not a curated record. Lineage: Eukaryota; Viridiplantae; Streptophyta; Magnoliopsida; Solanales; Solanaceae.